This is a messenger RNA of Peromyscus eremicus (cactus mouse), 5150 nucleotides long. RefSeq names its product ATP binding cassette subfamily B member 11 (gene Abcb11). The record is from RefSeq and is a predicted model, not a curated record. Lineage: Eukaryota; Metazoa; Chordata; Mammalia; Rodentia; Cricetidae. Gene Ontology annotation, biological process: transmembrane transport. The coding region runs from base 78 to 3650 and encodes 1190 amino acids. Gene Ontology annotation, molecular function: ATP binding; ATP hydrolysis activity; ABC-type transporter activity. The transcript has 24 exons. Gene Ontology annotation, cellular component: membrane.
GGUCCUCUCUCUUCUAGAAACGGCCAUGUGUUAUUGCACAAUCCUAGCAUCUUUGUGUAAGAAAAUGAAGAGGGUUGAUGGACUUCGAAAGUGAGAUGAUCAAGUACUCUGGCAUCUACGCAGGAAUCGGCGUGGCUGUUCUUAUCCUAGGAUACAUUCAAAUAAGAUUUUGGGUCAUUGCUGGGGCUCGUCAAAUAAGGAAAAUGAGGACAAUUUACUUUCGGAGAAUAAUGAGAAUGGAAAUUGGAUGGUUUGACUGCACGUCUGUGGGAGAGCUGAAUUCAAGAUUCUCCGAUGAUGUUAAUAAAAUCAAUGAAGCCAUUGCCGAUCAGAUGGCCCUUUUCAUUCAGCGCAUGACGACAGCCAUCUGCGGGUUCCUGAUAGGGUUCUACAGGGGCUGGAAACUGACCUUGGUUAUUCUUUCUGUCAGCCCUCUCAUUGGGAUCGGAGCAGCCAUCAUAGGUCUGAGUGUGGCAAAGUUCACAGAGCUUGAGUUGAAGGCUUAUGCCAAAGCAGGAUCUGUUGCUGAUGAAGUCAUUUCAUCGAUUCGAACAGUGGCUGCUUUUGGUGGUGAGAAUAAAGAGGUUGAAAGGUAUGAGAAAAAUCUUGUGUUCGCCCAGCGCUGGGGAAUUAGAAAAGGAAUGGUGAUGGGCUUCUUUACCGGGUACAUGUGGUGUCUCAUUUUCCUGUGUUAUGCGCUGGCCUUCUGGUACGGCUCCUCACUAGUCCUGGAUGAAGAUGAGUAUACACCAGGGACACUGGUCCAGAUUUUCCUCUGUGUCAUAGUAGCAGCUAUGAACUUUGGCCAUGCAUCUUCUUCCUUGGAAAUCUUUGCCACUGGGCGGUCAGCAGCUACCAGCAUUUUCCAAACAAUAGACAGGCAACCCAUCAUUGACUGCAUGUCAGAAGACGGAUACAAGCUAGAUCGGAUCAAGGGUGAAAUUGAAUUCCAUAAUGUGACCUUCCACUAUCCUUCUAGACCAGAAGUGAAAAUUUUAAACAACCUCAGCAUGGUCAUCAAGCCGGGGGAGAUGACGGCGCUGGUGGGAUCCAGCGGGUCUGGAAAGAGUACAGCACUACAGCUCAUCCAGAGGUUCUACGACCCCUGUGAAGGCAUGGUGACUCUGGAUGGCCACGAUAUUCGCUCUCUUAACAUCCGGUGGCUGAGGGAUCAGAUUGGGGUAGUGGAACAGGAGCCAGUUCUGUUCUCUACCACUAUCGCAGAAAAUAUCCGUUAUGGCAGAGAAGAGGCAACAAUGGAGGAAAUAGUCCAAGCUGCCAAGGAGGCCAAUGCCUACAACUUCAUUAUGACCCUGCCACAGCAAUUUGACACCCUUGUUGGAGAAGGAGGAGGCCAGAUGAGUGGCGGUCAGAAACAAAGAGUAGCCAUUGCUCGAGCUCUCAUACGGAAUCCCAAGAUCCUGCUUUUGGACAUGGCUACCUCAGCGCUGGACAAUGAGAGUGAAGCCAGGGUACAAGGAGCACUGAACAAGAUGCAGCAUGAGCACACGAUUGUCUCAGUUGCCCAUCGUCUAUCAACAGUCAGAGCUGCAGACGUGAUCAUUGGUUUGGAACAUGGAGCAGCUGUGGAAAGAGGCACCCAUGAAGAACUGUUAGAAAGAAAAGGCGUCUACUUCAUGCUUGUGACCCUGCAAAGCCAAGGAGAUGAAGCCAUCAAAGAAAAGGGUGUAAAGGGAAAAGAUACAAGCAAAGGUGGUACCCUUGAGAGGACUUUCAUCAGAGGGAGCUAUCGAGAUAGUUUAAGAGCUUCCAUCAGGCAACGUUCCAAAUCUCAGCUUUCUCAUCUGACACAUGAAUCCCCGACAGCGAUUGCUGAUCACAAAUCUACUUAUGAAGACAGCAAGGACAAAGACAUGCCUGAGGAAGAAGUUGAGCCUGCCCCCGUUAGAAGGAUUCUGAAAUUCAAUGUUCCAGAGUGGCACUACAUGCUGGUGGGAGCGUUGAGUGCAUCUAUUAACGGGGCAGUCACACCCAUCUACUGCUUUAUAUUCAGCCAGAUCCUCGGGAUUUUUUCACUCCCUGAUAAAGAAGAACAAAGGUCAGAGAUUUAUCACAUGUGUCUCUUUUUUGUCGUCCUGGGCUGUGUGUCCAUUUUCACACAGUUUCUGCAGGGUUAUACUUUUGCCAAAUCUGGGGAGCUCCUUACAAAGAGGCUACGUAAAUUUGGUUUCAAAGCAAUUUUAGGACAAGACAUUGGCUGGUUUGAUGACCUCAGAAAUAAUCCUGGAGUACUGACAACUAGACUUGCUACAGAUGCCUCCCAAGUUCAAGGGGCUGCUGGCUCUCAAAUUGGGACAAUGGUCAAUUCCUUCACUAACAUCGUUGUGGCCGUGAUCAUUGCCUUCCUCUUUAGCUGGAAGCUCAGUCUGGUCAUAUCAUGCUUCUUCCCCUUCUUGGCUUUAUCAGGAGCCUUGCAAACGAAAAUGCUGACAGGAUUUGCAUCUCAAGACAAGCAAGCUCUGGAGAAGGCUGGCCAGAUCACCAGCGAAGCCCUCAGCAGUAUCCGCACUGUGGCGGGCAUUGGCGUGGAGAGGAGGUUUAUCAAAGCGUUUGAAGCUGAGCUGGAAAAGUCAUACAAAACAGCUGUCAGGAAGGCAAACAUCUAUGGAUUCUGCUUUGCCUUUUCGCAGGCCAUAUCAUUUUUUGCAAGUUCCUCUGGCUAUAGAUAUGGAAGUUACUUAAUUACCGAGGAAGGGCUGCAUUUCAGCUUUGUUUUCAGGACAAUCUCUUCAGUUAUGAUGAGUGCAACAGCUGUUGGAAGAACCUUCUCUUAUACCCCAAGUUAUGCCAAAGCUAAAAUAUCAGCUGCACGCUUUUUUCAGCUGCUAGACCGAAAGCCUCCAAUCAGUGUAUACAGUGGAGCAGGUGAAAAGUGGGGCAACUUCCAAGGGAAGAUUGACUUUAUUGACUGCAAAUUUACGUAUCCUUCUCGACCUGAUAUCCAAGUUCUGAAUGGUCUCUCCGUGUCUGUGGAUCCAGGGCAGACCCUGGCUUUUGUUGGCAGCAGUGGGUGUGGCAAAAGCACCAGUAUUCAGCUGUUGGAACGGUUCUAUGACCCUGAUCAGGGAAAGGUGAUGAUAGAUGGUCAUGACAGCAAAAAAGUCAACGUUCAGUUCCUCCGUUCGAAUAUUGGGAUUGUUUCCCAGGAGCCCGUGUUGUUCGACUGUAGUAUAAUGGACAACAUCAAGUAUGGAGACAACACCAAAGAAAUCUCCACGGAGAGAGUCAUAGCUGCCGCAAAGCAGGCUCAGCUGCACGACUUCGUCAUGUCCCUCCCAGAGAAAUAUGAAACUAAUGUUGGGAGCCAGGGCUCUCAACUCUCUCGAGGGGAGAAACAGCGCAUUGCUAUUGCUCGGGCCAUUGUCCGAGAUCCUAAAAUCUUGCUACUAGAUGAAGCCACAUCUGCCCUAGAUACAGAAAGUGAAAAGACUGUGCAGAUGGCUCUGGACAAAGCCAGAGAGGGUCGGACCUGUAUUGUCAUUGCCCAUCGCUUGUCUACCAUCCAGAACUCAGACAUCAUCGCUGUCAUGUCACAAGGGGUGGUGGUUGAAAAAGGGACCCAUGAAGAGCUGAUGGCCCAGAAGGGAGCAUACUACAAGCUGGUCAGCACCGGAGCCCCCCUCAGUUGACCCGACUUAAGACCCUCACACACAGAUAAUAAUGGAUCAAGUCCAGGAGGGCUGCAGGUUGUGGUCCAUAUACAGAGAAUCAUUAAUGUUUUACAGAUAUCAUCAUCCACUGGGAUCUGAGCUAAUUUCGAGUGACCUUCAGUAAUAAUUCAGUUUGAAACGUCCAUGUAGAAAAGAGAGAACCUAGGGUCAGAGUAAGUGAAAAUCCAAAGUCAGGCAGCUGCUUACCUACUACCCAGUGCUGCUCUGGGUGGGAGCUGAUCCUUGUCAUCAUCCAGGACUUAGUGAGAGGACAUGGAGUCCUCCUCUGGGACAAAGAACUAGCUUUUGACUUGUGAAAGCUCCUUGGGCACUGAGCCUGCUGAGUAAUCCACACUCAACAGUUGUUGGAAACAGAUCAAGGUCAAGAACAAAGGGCAUAAAGCUAUUGGUAUUUCUUGAUUAAGUUUUAUUUGUUUUCUAUAUGGAAGCAAAUCCAUUUACCUCUAAUCCUGUGGGUAGAGAAAGGAGCACUUUGACGUUCUGGAAUCUCAAAAGUGAGCUAAGGAAUAGUAGAGGUUAGCAGUCAGGUGUACUGACUUAGACUGAAGGCUCAGGGUGUUGGUGUCAUCAUACACUACAGCUGGAUCUGCUAGUGUGGAGCAGGCCUGUCUUCCAGGACUUCUACCAUUCAUUCCUUGCCCUGUGUCGCCUGAUGUCCCUUAUUCCUAUGAAAUCCUAGUCAUGGAGUGGAAAUGCAUCAGCUUCUGAAGUUGUUACAUAAUAAUCUAGUUAAACAUUGUAGAGAAACAUCCACGUUUGUCAUUUUCUUCAGAAUACCACUAAGUACCACUUCUUAUGGUAUCAAAGAAGACGUGUAGCCUCAGGAAUAAAGACAAUUUCAAAAUCAUGCCAGGAAAAAAAUGUGUGAGCUAAAUUUGUGACGAUGGAUUUCAAAGACAAGAGAAAAUUGACAUGUAAUCUGUUAGCUAGGCAAAGCCUGUAGGCACUUUCCUACCACAGGCCCCUGGGAAAGGCUAGGAUACAAAAGUCUCAAGGUCCUUCUGGAAGGAGGAGGCAGAGAGACAGAUGAGCCCAAAGUUAGACUUCUUACACAGGCUGAAAACUUGUGUAAAUUUUGUGAAGCAGGCUGGCAGUCCUUGUCCAGUUCCAGAUGAACACUAGCUCCUGCUUUCCUUGCCCACAGGCAGGCUUGAGUGUAGGGACACAAACUACAGCUGAAGGGGUGAGUCAUCUUCAAGAGAUGAGGGACUGGGUAUAAGAUUUCAGAUGAACAGAAAAUCGUGCAGCUGCCCUGUCUGGCAGGGCAUCAAAGAAUUACUUUCUGGCUAAAGCAAUUGGUCAGUAUAAAAAUGAAAGGUCUAUGGUCUGGUGCUAGGGAGACAGCAAGGAAAAUUUCCUGUCCACCCACCACCCUACCCUGAAGUCCAACAACACGCUGCCACAGAGGCAGCUCUUCUCUGGCUGUUCAGUGUCUCUCUCAGGAGGAAACAGAGCGGC